Messenger RNA from Quercus lobata, 1115 nucleotides. Its product is annotated as vacuolar protein sorting-associated protein 52 A-like. Gene Ontology annotation, cellular component: GARP complex. The coding region runs from base 1 to 483 and encodes 160 amino acids. Gene Ontology annotation, molecular function: syntaxin binding. Gene Ontology annotation, biological process: endocytic recycling; Golgi to vacuole transport; retrograde transport, endosome to Golgi. The record is from RefSeq and is a predicted model, not a curated record. The transcript has 8 exons. Lineage: Eukaryota; Viridiplantae; Streptophyta; Magnoliopsida; Fagales; Fagaceae.
AUGAUGAUUUGCUUACCGGAAGAAUGCUUUCAUGUAGUUGCAAACAUACUAUUUGAAGGUACAAAAUUAAGGGAGUAUACAAAGGGGGUUGAGAACAAUUUACGGAAAGUUGAAUUGGACUCGAUUCAGGAUUACAUAAAAGAAAGUGAUAAUUUAGUGUUGCUUCAUGAUCAAAUUCGUGAAUGUGAUAGAAUCUUGUCACAGAUGGAAACUCUCCUCAGUGGAUUUCAAGUUGAAAUUGGUUCCAUAAGUUCAGACAUAAAAGUCCUCCAAGAGAAGUCUAUGGAUAUGGGCCUGAAGCUUAAGAAUCGUAAGAUCAAUGAUGAAUACAUGAGAACUCUUGAGAUUCUGAGUAAGAAGCUGAAGUUUGUAGAAGUGGAUCCUAUGGUCAAAGCUUCAAAAGCUCUGAAAGACGUUCAACCUGAGCUUGAAAAAGUUAGGCAGAACAAUCUGCAAAGUAUUCAGUUUUUGGUUCAUCAUUGACUAUUGGAGGAGUGAUUGGUGGAUUAGUAAGUGGAAGGAUUGCAGACCUUUUUGGUCGGAAAGGUGCAAUGUGGUUCUCUGAAAUCUUCAGCUUGGUAGGGUGGCUCGCCAUUGCAUUUGGAAAGGUGCUCUCUCUUGUCCUUCAUUCCAGUUACGCUGCAUUUGAUUGUCAAUAUGUUCAAGUAAUAAGGCAAACCGGAAGUGGUGGAAAGGGUUGUAAGUUCUAACCAACUUCUAUAACUUGUAAUAACCCUAGAAUCUUUUAGGAGCCUCAGGAUUUAUAAUAAAAAACCUUCAAUCAACAAAUUGAGAAAAAAAUUAGGGAGUAUUAAAUAACUGAAUAUAUUAUUGAUAGCUUUGCCUUGAAGGCUAGUAACUCCCUUUCGUUAUGGUAACAAUUCUACACUUAGUAAACGCUGGACAUAUAGAAGAUUAAUAUUGAUUUUCUAGGAUGAUAAUUAAAUAUUCUUGACUUUUAAUCCCAAUUCACCUUGUCUUGCAUUUUCUCAAUGAAGUCACACGAAGCAUCAGGAUGUUAUGGAAGGAACUAUUCUUAGAAUGAGUUCCAACUCCCAACUAGUUUUGAAAAGAAAACCUUCUGAUUAUACCUAAUAUCUUACUUUUUUUUAUCU